CGAGCAGUCUGGAGGGGCUGCGCUGUGCAUGACGUCACCAGGCGGGCGGCCGCUGCAGUGUUAAUGGGUGUUGCUGAGUGUGAAUGCAGGCUUGCAAGGGGCCCCAUAUUCAGACAGAAUGGGUAGCAUUGUACCACCACGGAAACGCACAAGCAAGUUCAUCAGCUCCGCAUAGGUGGACUUGUUGGGAAAAAACGUUUUGCGGUUGUGAUUUUUUGGGUUUAUUUAUUUAUCUGUUUAUUUAUUUAUUUAUUUUAGAAACAUAAUUCUGCCUCACGGAAACCGGACCACAGAGAAGUCUGCUGAACUAUGGCAUAUCGUCUUUCUAAGCUUGUAUCCAACAGCCGUAUCGUGAUUGGGCUGUUGGCGAAUUUGCUGUCAUCCAUCUGCAUCGUGUUUAUUAACAAAUGGAUCUAUGUGCAGUACGGCUUCCCAAACAUGACCCUCACGUUGAUACAUUUCGUGGUGACCUGGCUGGGUCUCUACGUGUGCCAGAAGUUGGACGUAUUUGCCCCGAAAAGACUCCAGCCCACCAAAAUCAUCUUAUUGGCGUUGAGUUUUUGCGGGUUUGUCGUUUUUACUAACCUCUCCCUUCAGAACAACACGAUAGGCACUUACCAGCUUGCCAAAGCGAUGACAACCCCCGUGAUCAUUGUGAUCCAGACCGUCUACUACAAGAAGACGUUCUCGAGCAAGAUCAAGCUGACGCUGAUUCCUAUUACACUGGGUGUAUUGCUGAACUCGUACUACGACGUGAAGUUCAACUUCCUGGGAAUUCUGUUUGCUACCCUGGGGGUCUUUGUCACCUCCCUGUAUCAAGUGUGGGUGGGAGCCAAGCAACACGAGUUGCAGGUGAACUCCAUGCAGCUGCUGUAUUACCAGGCGCCCAUGUCCUCUGCCGUCCUGCUGACCUGCGUGCCGUUCUUUGAGCCCUUCACUGGGGAGGGGGGGGUAUUCGGGCCAUGGUCUGCCCCCGCCCUGGGCAUGGUGCUGCUGUCUGGACUGAUAGCGUUCCUAGUGAAUUUGUCCAUUUACUGGAUCAUUGGAAACACCUCCCCAGUCACGUACAACAUGUUCGGACACUUCAAGUUCUGCAUCACCCUGCUGGGCGGCUAUGCUCUGUUCCAGGACCAGCUGACCCUCAAUCAGGGUGUAGGGAUCCUGUGCACGCUGGCUGGGAUUCUGUCUUACACCCAUUUUAAGCUGAGCGAGCAAGAGGAAGGCAAGAGCAAGCUAGUGCAGAGGCCCUGAUCUCAGUGUGCCUUUGACAGCUCACAGGAAGGCCUCUGUCACCAACACAGGAGGAGCAGUGGAAGUGUCUGAACACAGGGGUGUCCUCACAUUGUCUCAUAACCCAAACGGACUGGCCACAGAUCUGCGACAAUGGGAGGCUGGUCUAGAAUCUACAGUCCCAGCAAACCGUGACACGCUCCUUUUCGAGAUCACAAUCUGCCGAAAGUGGCAGUGUGUCAGAUGAGUGAGCAAUGUGUAAAUUGGAAAUUUUAUAGAAAAUGAUUUUAUUUACAGAGACUAUAAGAGGAACUAUCAGUGUGAUAUUUUGUACGGUACUGAUGGAGAAGGAGGAAACAUUUCAUAUAAAGAAAGUAUAGCUGUUAGUUGAGGGAACUAGGAGUAUAAGGAGUGUAUUUAACCAAUAGUGUGCUUGUAGGUCUUACAAAAUGAUUAUGAUGCUUAGAUUUUAUAUAUAAAAUUGAACUGAAACAUUGAAUAUUAAAUAGAAUUGAAAAAAAAAUGUAUAUGGCGCUUUAUGCAAUAAAUGCAUUUUUUUGUUUUUAUUAACAACCAAGGAGAUUGGGCAUUUUCAUUUUGGUUUGGUCUGAAAAGGUCUCCCAGAUAAACAAUGGUAAUUCUUUAACGUUUCUGGAAAUAUUCAGUCUUUCAGUUAUUCAAACAGAUCCAUGCUGUUAAAUGAUGGCUGUUGAAUGGAGGUUUUGUACUGGGGAUUGACGCGUAAUAUGCUUUUAUAACCAAAUACACAAACCUAGCAGAGUUUAAAAGAGGACGCUAUUUAGAAAUGCAUUAGCUUUACUACUGUAAUACACAGAUAGGAUUCAGACAGUACACCCGGAGCUGGGUUGCACAUUCCAAUCUGGAACCUCAGUUUAACGGUUCGGGGGUCUCAAGCCUGUAGGAUUGCUGUACACUUUUAUAGUGCUCCACACAGAAGCAUAUUCUUUAUUAGCACUACACUUGUAUGAUGAUGCCCGAGGCAUCUGGGUUAGCUUGCUGGGUACAGGAAUCUCACAACCUUUUACUGUGAAUAUACCAGACGCUGGGGACAGAUGAGAGUAGGUACUGAGGGACUGUGAGGAAACCUUGCAUGUGACCUAAGACUCCAUACUGACCUCUGCUGGCUGAACUGUAGAAUGCUACCUCCUGAGGAGUCUGUGCCUGGGUGUUUAUGAGUUGCUGCUCCUGUACGUUCUCAGUGUAUGGGUCAUGGGGACCGACCCCUGUAACAGGCUACUUAAGUCAUGUCCCCUUGGUAAAUUAACUUGCUUGUAAUUGAUAAGUUUCUUUAACCAUUUCUGCCCUGGGUAUGUUCCCAUACCUAUUCUAUGCCUGUUUUCUCACUGUCAGAUAUUGUGGACACUGGGCAUCUUCUGUUAGUGACCGCUUUAAAGAAUGAUUAACCUUUUUAGAGAGGGGAUGAGGGCUGUAAAAGUUAAAAAAUGAGUCUGUAACUUUAAACACUCAUCCCAUGUAAAAAGAAAAGAAUCUGUAUGAUCAGAUAGGUGAAGUAGACACGUUUCAGCUAAGACUUUGUCCUCCACUUAAGAAAAAAGGUUUUCUUACUAGUUUUAAAAUGUCUUUCUCCCGAAAACAAUAUGGGUGCAAACUUAAACAGCUGUGGGAGGUGGAGUCGAAUGUAUUAAAAUGAUGCUUCACAACUCUUCACUAACGCUGUCAUCAGCUGAGUGGGGUGGGAUAACAGGAGCUGAUGACAGUGCACAGAGGCAGCAGUGUUUGUGAAGCCUUCGCUGAGAAUGAACAGACUGUUCUCUUUCACUAACCCUGCCUGGCUUCUCACUGGAAUGUGCUGCUUUUGGGAGCAGGUUACACAAACUGGUCUUUUUUUUUUCACAGUGGCCUGUAAAGAAGUUAGUAACAGUUAUUUUAUGAUUUGUGCAGCUCUUUCCCUGUGCUGAAUGUGACCCACCCUCAACUAUAACCGCAGUCCCUUGUGUGUGUACUGUUACAGUAAGAUGUACAUCUUGUUACAAUAUACCCUUGCAUGUAGGGGCAAUGAAAGGAUGGCAUUGUCACUUUAUGUAAUAUCUAUUAUUUGUGGUAAGUCUUGACAGAAUAUUCCUAUUCUCUAAAUAAUAUACAGGAUGAUUAGAAAGUAAGUUUACCACAUCGGUGCAUAUACUACAGGGCAUAAAAUACCAGGGGUGGAAAUAAGCCUCCCUUUGUAUGGUGGUGUGAUCCAUUCCUGGUUUUAAUAUGAGUUUAAUCAGACACACCUGAGCUUGUUACCGACACACUGCGGGUAAUCAAACUCCUAGCAAAACCUGGAAUGGGGGAAACUGCUAUGCAGUAGGAGUCUUGAUUCCAUCCCUGCAAUAUAACAAGGAGUUCUAUACGAAGUAAAGAUAGAUCUAGUUAUAAAACACAAGUGGCUGGUUUCAUGAUUAGCACUGCAGCGGGACUUUCUUUCUUAAGUAACAUUAGGUUGUCCAGGACUAGUGCUAAUCAGGGUCUGUGAAGGUGUUGAAAAAACAAAACGAAGUACAUUUUUUUUUCAUUACUACAUAUACCAUCAUGGAGUUGUUUUCUAGUUAUGGAUGGAAUAACAGCUUACCGUACACUUCAUAUAGAAUGUGUAGUUUCUGAAACCUUUCCGUACAGUCAAUGUCAAGUGUUACGAUUAUAAAUAGACUGGCCUAUUCAAUUUUACCUGACAGGGUUGCAUUUUUAAAUGCUUCUUUUUCAAUAUAUUGUGUUUAAAAAAAAGCAAGUCAAACAAUGAAGUAACAUUGGCAAGUUGUUUGAACAUGUGGGAACAAGUCACAACAUGCUUUGGUCUGAGAAGCACAGGCUGUGGAGCAGAGUCAAACAUAAACGCCUGAGUCAUCUCUACAAGCACUAGCUGUCCACUGAGUCUGUAGCAGAGGCAUUGGCCAGACUGAAGCUUGCUAAAAUGCACCACGUUUCCCUGAAAUGCCCAGUGCACUAGUGUGAAUAGCACCAUGUUUGCAUAUUCGUUCUCUUAUGACAAGGGCAUCCUUUUUAAUAGAUUGUUUCUGUA
This is a messenger RNA of Polyodon spathula (Mississippi paddlefish), 4273 nucleotides long. RefSeq names its product solute carrier family 35 member E3. Bases 310 to 1251 code for a protein of 313 amino acids. NCBI's taxonomy places the organism in Eukaryota, Metazoa, Chordata, Actinopteri, Acipenseriformes, Polyodontidae. The transcript is spliced from 5 exons. Gene Ontology annotation, cellular component: Golgi apparatus. The record is from RefSeq and is a predicted model, not a curated record. Gene Ontology annotation, molecular function: antiporter activity; nucleotide-sugar transmembrane transporter activity.